AUGAACAAUUCAAACGAAUAUUUUGGAAAUACUAUUACAAAUGAAUUAUAUAAGAUUAUUUACGCAAAACUAUUAAAAAGCCAUCAGGGACAAACAAAUGAAAUAGAUAUAGAUAACAUUACGAAACAAUUAGAAUCGCCUCAAAAAGAACAAUUUGUAUCAUUGUUUAUUGAAUUAAAAACCAAAAAUGAUCCUUUAGACACGAAUUAUGUACUUCGACUAUGUCAUAGAUUAUUAGAACAAAACAAAUCAAAUGCGUCAUUCUUAUGUACUGAUCAAAUAAUAAGUCAGAAUAAACUUAAUCCUCAACAUUUUGGACAACAAACACAAUUUAAAGUUGACAGUCGAGAACGAAAUGAAACCAAAUUGCCAUACGAUUUGUUUGGGGAUACAUUGCUAGCAGAUAGAAUGAAUUUUUCAACAGGUAAAUCAUUAAAUAUAAUUGUAUUUAGACGCAAAAAAAAAUAUAAUUUAAAUCUAUAUGGCCAAGACAUUAAAUGGCUUGAAUCGGACAAAGAAACCGCGUGCAUAACAAUUCCAAAUUUAGAAUUUGUGUUAACACAAGUCAAUGAACUUGGACGUCUGCAUAAAAUUAUCAAAGACUACAUAAACGACGACAGCGAACACAACGGUAGUGUAGCCAAAGCUUUAAGAUUUAGUUUACAAGAGAAAAUUAAUUCAUAUUACGUAUAUGUAAAUAAUUGGUUACAUACCAACCUUGAGGUAUUAGAACAUUCUAAGGACUACUUACACAUGUUCAUCCCUUUAGACCAUGAUGUAAUGAUAAGGUACAAAUGUCUAGCAAAAGUUGUAAAGAAUGCUAAAGGCAAGAGUGGCUGCAAUUUAAUAUCGUCAGUGAUUCACUCCAGAAUUCGUGAAAUUGAAAAUAAAAUGUUUAAUGAGAUCACCGAACCCAUACGGGCGAUGAUUCUUCGUUGGAUGAUAGACGGUGAAUUAGAAGAUAAACAUGGUGAAUUUUUUAUAGUGGAAAACCCGUCUGAAAGUUAUUGGAAUAACAGCCACGUAUUAAGUUCCACGAACACAUUAGAUUUUCUCAACGAAUAUCAGAUAACCGAAAUUUAUCAAACUGGAAAAAACAUGAGAUUACUGUUAAAAAUGUUUAGUCCAAAAAUAAAAACAAAAAUUAAUAAACUUAGAGAAAAUAUCAAAAUCCUAGCUUCUAGUGAAGACGGAUUCAAUAUUAUGUCGUCUGACAAAUGUAGUAAAACAUCAAAAAUAAUAUUCGACUCGUGUGAUCAAUCGUCUGCUUUAUUAAUGGAAGUGUUAAUUGGUGAUUAUGAUUUGUAUCAACACUUCGAAGGAUUUCGAAAUUACAUGUUACUUGGUCGUGGAGAUUUUUACACUUAUGUAAUACACGAGUUAGAACCAUAUUUUGGAAAUAACGAAUUACAUAAUUAUCAAUUGAAAGAUAUUAUAAAAAAUGCUUAUGUUUUAACAUCUACUGGAAAUGAUAGUAAGAAGCUAUUUAAUAACCUGAAAUAUAGAAUCGAUAUAACCAAAAAGAUGAACUGGGACUGUAUCAAAUUUGAGUACAAGAUUGAUGAACCUUUAAAUCAAAUAUUCGGUCCUUACCUUAACUACUAUACGAAAGUUUUUCAAUUCAUAUGGCGACUAAAAAAUGUAGAUUGGAUAACACAUAAAAUAUGGCAGGAACUUGUCAAUUUUGUAAAAAAAUCAUACAAAAGGAUUGAACUGAAAUUGGUCUUGAGAAACAUAAACGCAUUUCUAUCAAACAUGUUAAGCUGCGUAAACGAAAUUCAAAGCUUCAUGUUUGAAAUGAUUAACGACGAAUGGGAACAGUUCAAAAAUGAAACCUAUCGAGCUACUUGUGUCAAAAUGGUUAUGGAUGCUCAUAUGUCGUUCUUAGAAUCAAUUACGAAAUGUUUAGACGACGGAUCCGUGUCUUUGGGCGCGUAUGUUGAUUCGUUGAAAAUACAUGUCAAAAGGUUUUCUAAUAUUUUCCGUUGUUUCGUUAUUGAUACGACAGAAUCGUUGUCCGAAGACUCGAAUACCAGAAAGUACAGCGAAAAUCACGAAGAAAUUAUAAAUACAUUUAUGGACAAUUUCAGAGAUAUAAAAAAAAAAUUUGAGAUGGAACUCUACGACUUUUUGAUAAAACUUAAGGGUAGUGCAAUACAAGGGCUAGGAACACUAGCCUUGAGGAUUGACUUUAACGGCUAUUACUCGUCUAACGCGAGUUGCAUACAUUGGGCUAGACCGUGUGUAAUUAUGGAUUGAUCGCGAGUAGUACCAACGCCUAUGGCUUAUACAAUAUUGUUGUUUAAUUUUUUGGGGGGGAUAGUUCAAUAAAUAGCAGUGUCAAAUAAUCCG
Molecule: messenger RNA, 2352 nt
Organism: Rhopalosiphum padi (bird cherry-oat aphid)
Lineage: Eukaryota; Metazoa; Arthropoda; Insecta; Hemiptera; Aphididae
Product: gamma-tubulin complex component 3 homolog
Exons: 15
Coding region: 1-2259 (752 amino acids)
Biological process (GO): microtubule nucleation; spindle assembly; mitotic cell cycle
Cellular component (GO): gamma-tubulin small complex; equatorial microtubule organizing center; centrosome
Molecular function (GO): microtubule minus-end binding; gamma-tubulin binding
Source: RefSeq, a predicted model, not a curated record